GUUUUUGACUCGGUGUCAAGUCCGUUGCUGUGAGGAGUGAGGCAGACAGUCUGUAACCCAGUGAGAGAGAGACACUAGAGGAGGCUAUGCUGCGUGAAUGGUUUGUUUUUCCUGGCUGAAGUAGUUUUUUUUCCCCUCCGAGCGUCUGAAAGGUUAUCCCGGUGAAACAAGACGGCCACUGUUGUGCGGGAUUUUUUUUUUUUACCACAACAAACCAUUUCCAUCCCGAUGCCGGAUUGCGGCGUGCCGUCAGUCGAGACGCGUUGAGGAUCCGUCCCAGGCAUUGCACCUCCCCGGUGAUGACAUCACUGUUGUACCCUGGCCCCGCCCACGUCAUGAAGGACAUCUCCUCCUCCUCCUCAUCCUCGCCGAUCACCUCCUUACUCCACUACCCCUCCUCCAAGACCGCUGCCGUGCCCUUCUCCCCAUCCCUCUCCUCCUCCUCCUCCUCCUCCUCCACUUCCACGUCCCCGAUGCCGAUGCUCUCCUCCUCCACGACUCCCCUCUCCAAGCCCCACUCCUUCAGCCUGCAGACGGGACCCCACCUCAUCGCCAGCAUGCAGCUCCAGAAGCUCAACUCCCACUACCAGAACCUGGUGGGCUCCGUGGGAGGGGUCGGAGGAGGAGUGGGACCCGUUGCUCAGAGGGGGUUCCCCCCCGGCGCCGGGACCUCACUCCUUAGUUCCUCCGCCUCCUCUUCCUCCUCUGUGCUGGUCGGAGGCGGCGGCGGUACCGGGACGGCCGUUGGCUUCGGGCUUGGACCCCCGGGCUCGGGCACGGCGGCCGGCGGUGGCGGGGGGAUCGACUUUGAGGCGGUAGACGAGGAGGUGCUGAUGUCGCUGGUGGUGGAGUUGGGUCUGGACCGGGCCAACGAGCUCCCCGAGCUGUGGCUGGGCCAGAACGAGUUCGACUUCAUGGCCGACGUGCCAGCCGGCUGCUGACCCAGAGAGAGAGAGAAUAGGAACACACUAACUGUUUCAAAAAAAGAAAAGUACAUUUUGCGUCGACAAAAGAAUGCGAAGACUGGCGUCCUCCUGCCUUCUAUUUAGUUUUUCUUUACGUUAUCGUUCCCGGCCCGUUGACUCACGCAGAGGAAGUGAGAGGGAACAAACUGUUUGGAGUUCAUUUGAGGACAUAUUUAGUUUUUGCGUUGACAGCGUCUGAGUUUAAACGGUAGCGACACAUCGCUCCUGAGAGGGAUGCUUCCCCGUCUACGCUUUUCUCGUCUUCUCCACCGUAACGAGGACGUAUACUUACCCUUUAAGGAAAUUUUGUUUAAGUCCGUCGGUUGGUUUCUAUUUUCGUUUUGCCCCGAUUAAGACGGGCGUCUGGGUUGCAGACGCUCAUUACGUACCUCGGAUUCUGCCGACGGCGACGGCUAGCGAACAAAAAACUAUUUGGAGCUUAACCGUGGAAGACCGCAGCGAUACGGGAACCCGAAGGAAAACCGUUCCCGGAACGGAGGACUGCUGCGUUUAGGAUCUCUCUGUCUCUCUCACCACUCCCUCACUCGCUCUUAAUGAAAAGAGAGUGAUGGACAGUAGAGGUGAGGUCCGCUCGGUGGAAUACAAAGAAGCACCUGUUGCACUUGUUUUUUUUCUUACACUCUUUGGUUUCCAUCCCCUCCUAUUGGGGAUUUCAUUUUGGGAAGAAAACGACCAAAACAUAAAUGAUUUUCGACAGAUGAUAGAAAUGUGCAACAGGAAACGCAGAAUGUGUGCGAUACCACGAGUCACGACAAACAUUACCAUUUCCUGUUUUUCUUUUAAAACGGACGGCGGUUGUCUUUGUUUCUAUGGGAACGGGACCCGGGGCGUAGUCACGUCCACAAAGCCAGCGAUUGUCUAGGGAGCUGUUAUCUCCAAACCAACUGUAUCUAAUGUUCUCCUUUUCAUUUCCGUAUUUGUGUUUAAACCAAUCAGAUCCUCCCAGCAGGACAGAUUCUACCUUUCAGAGAGUAAUGAACGAAGAGGCGACGAGAACCACAGUCUAAUGCAUUUCAUUGUCAUUCUUAUCAAGGUCGAGGAGGGAAAACAUAUUUGGAUUGGCUUGCA
Messenger RNA from Gadus chalcogrammus (walleye pollock), 2054 nucleotides. RefSeq names its product cbp/p300-interacting transactivator 1-like. The transcript has 2 exons. Lineage: Eukaryota; Metazoa; Chordata; Actinopteri; Gadiformes; Gadidae. The coding region runs from base 300 to 941 and encodes 213 amino acids. Gene Ontology annotation, biological process: regulation of DNA-templated transcription. The record is from RefSeq and is a predicted model, not a curated record. Gene Ontology annotation, cellular component: nucleus.